Molecule: messenger RNA, 1025 nt
Organism: Penicillium daleae
Lineage: Eukaryota; Fungi; Ascomycota; Eurotiomycetes; Eurotiales; Aspergillaceae
Product: 5'/3'-nucleotidase SurE
Exons: 3
Coding region: 15-1025 (336 amino acids)
Cellular component (GO): P-body
Molecular function (GO): hydrolase activity
Source: RefSeq, a predicted model, not a curated record
UUUGGUAGUUCAACAUGCAUAUCCUGUUAGUCAACGACGAUGGCCCACCCAACAAGCGCCUCUCACCCUACGUGCGCCCUCUAGUCGAUGAGCUCCACGCCGCCGGCCACCAAGUCUCCGUCGCCAUCCCCUCCGCCUCACGCUCAUGGAUCGGCAAAGCCCACAUCAUCGAAGCCUCCCUAACCGCCAGCUUCGUCCACCCAGACUCCUUCCAUGACGACGGAACCUGGGACGAACACUACGAGCCAACCCCGGAAUCCGCACACCUCGCCGACUGGGUCGUCAUCCAGAACGGCACCCCAGCGAGCUGUGCCCAGCUCGGGUUAUACAAUCUCUUCCCGGACCGCCCGCCCAUUGACAUAGUCAUUUCGGGCCCCAACCAUGGCCGCAAUGCCUCGACGAUUUACAAUUUGUCCUCGGGGACUGUGGGCGGUGCCCUGGAGGCCGUGUUCUGUGGUCAACGCGGUAUCGCGAUUUCCUUUGGUAGUAAGGAUGCGCAACCUGCGGAUGUGAUUUCCGCUGCGGCGCGGCAUGCUGUUCGGGUUGUAGACCAUUUGAUUUCCCAUUGGGAUGAGCGGGUGGAGUUGUAUAAUAUCAAUGUCCCGAUGCGCAUUGAUGUCGAGACCGAGCCGGUUCUGUACACGCGUACCUUGCCGUAUUACUGGUCGCGUGGCUGUUUAUAUGCCGAGACCGAGACUGAGCCGAAGACUAAGAAGAUGGGGAAUGGGGCGUUGACGAAUGGGGUACACAAGGAGCAGCGUGAUGAGACUGCCGUGAAUGGAGUGAAUGGUGUCAAUGGCACCAACGGCGUCAACGGUGUCAAUGGACACGUCGAAGAGCCGAGCCGCAAGCAGCGCCAUUUCAAGUGGUCUGCUGACUUGUCGGACAUGAAGAAGAGACUCCAGGAGAGCGAGGAGGGUACAGAUGCACACACCGUUCUGAACGGAUCAACUAGUGUCACCGCUCUCCGCGCCAACUUCUGGCACGUCCCCGGUCUUGACGGGCCUCUGCACCUGGAUCAAUAA